GAGUUUCCUCCACGUAAACUCAAAACCUGAAAGGGAAAAUAUUCCAGAGAGAGACAGAUCGAGAGAGGGAGAAGGACUGAAGUAAACUGAGAAGAUCGAGAGAGACAGAUCAAGAUCUGAAAUCCCAUGAUUUUUUUAUAGCGUGAAGAAAUGAACCGAGAAGAUUCAAGGGUACUAAAACAGAAUGGGUAGUGAGGAUAGGAAUUUCUGGAUAACUGAUAUAGGUGGCCGGUUUAGGGGCUUGUAUUGUUUUGGUUGUAAAGAGAUGAGGAAGUCCUUGUCUGCACCAACUACUGCAACAACAUCUGCAUCAAAGAAAUCUGGUGAUAUACCACCAUUGUCAAACGGCAAAGCAGUUGCUAUUACACCAUCUUCUUCUUCGGCUGGUUCCCAGAAAAAGGGUAAGACAACUGCACCAUCCUCCUCUACUGCAGCUGAUGUUGGUGCUAAAAGGAAGGUGACACAUCCAUCUACUUCUUCUGCACCUUCUACUGCUUGUUUUAAUAACCAGACAUAUAAUGGCCGAAUAUUUCUAGCCAAACCAUCAAUAUUACUGAACCAUCAUCUAAAAGGGUUAGAAAGCCUAAUUCAAAAUAUCAGUAGGUUUAAAUGUUUUCACUUAAUAACAGUUAACAAUGGGUUCUUGUUUUUUAUGCUUUUGUUUGUAAUGGCGGACAUCUUAAUCACUUUAUGUUUGGAGUAUUGAUGGUGUUUUUAACUAUCAUUGUUUAUGUAAGUGCAAACAGUUUAGCAAUAUAAAUUAUGCAGUGUUGUUUUUUUGUU
Messenger RNA from Papaver somniferum (opium poppy), 783 nucleotides. RefSeq lists its product as uncharacterized. Lineage: Eukaryota; Viridiplantae; Streptophyta; Magnoliopsida; Ranunculales; Papaveraceae. The record is from RefSeq and is a predicted model, not a curated record. The transcript has 2 exons. The coding region runs from base 185 to 706 and encodes 173 amino acids.